Molecule: messenger RNA, 1422 nt
Organism: Cloeon dipterum
Lineage: Eukaryota; Metazoa; Arthropoda; Insecta; Ephemeroptera; Baetidae
Gene: cyr
Product: cypher
Exons: 5
Coding region: 140-1216 (358 amino acids)
Source: RefSeq, a predicted model, not a curated record
ACCUUGGUGUUUCUUAGCUCGGCCGCACCACCACCUGCUCCAACCUACAGCGCGAAGGAGAACACAGUCUGUUCGCAGCGAUCUGUCCGCGCGCUCGACUCAGGAUUGCACCUAAAAUUCGGAUUUGCAUGACUUGACAAUGGUGCCUGUGCUCCUCGUCCUCUGCCUCCAGGCUUUCUUGAGGCUAACAGGAGCGGACCGAGGAGAAGUUAAUUCAGUAUCAGAUUUAUCAACACAAUGCACCUCGUCACUUAUGCAAGUUACUGUCCACUUUUCGGCGCCUUUCCACGGACUCCUGCACGCUCGCGGCUUCCCCAGCGAGUGUUCCAUUCAGGGCACAGGAAGACGGUCGCUAACCCUGAGCCUGCCCACGGCGUCCUGCGGCGUCAGACUCACGCAGGACCUGCACUUCCAGGUGGCGGUUGACAUCCAGUUUGAUGGAAAAUUGCAACUGGCGCUCGACGAACGGCGCCUCGCGUCUUGCGUCGCGCCACUUGAGGAUAAUGAAAUUGGCGUGGACAUCGUUCCUGGAGGACCGCAGCACCAGGCACUCCGUUCUUCAUCCCGAGAAAUGGAUUUUGAACCAACAAAGGCUUGGAUGGAACUGGAGGCGUCUGGCGGAAAAGGGGUAGCUCUGGUAGGCGAACCUGUUAAACUGAGAGUGCGCACCAAGGGUAGCGACGGCCUCAAAAUGCGGGUCACGGACUGCAUGGCUCAUGAAGGCGCUGGCGAAUCACCUCAAAAGCUCUUGGACGAACUCGGGUGUCCAAUUGAACCUCAAGUUCUUGGUCACUUUAACUACACUAAGCAGGGCGCACUUGCCAUAUUCCCGGCUUUCAAAUUCCCAGACCGAGAGAGUCUUCACAUGCAGUGCGUAUUGAUGCUGUGCCGCGACGCUUGUCCUAUUGGCAGGUGUAAAGACAACACUAUGGCUGCUUACGGAGCAGCGCAUUCACAAGUGGUCAAGAGGGUCAAAAUUUUCAACAGCCUCAGGGUGGCUGCUCCUGGAAUCGAGAUGGAAGCCAACGAAGUUGCUGAUUUCCAGCGACAAGACGAUGUGGAGAUCGAAAAACUGGAGAGAAAUUUCUGUCUCUCGGCGCCGAAAUUGGCCCUGGCCCUAGCUCUAUUGGGCCUUUUACUCGUUCUUGCAGUCGGUGUAGCUCUUUUCUCAGCAACUGCAAGCCGCCGGAAACCAUAUGUUCGCGUCGUUUAUUAAUAGUUGAAAAAAUUACUCAGUGUCAAACUCAACAAAACAUAUGUAAUAAUAAAUCUGUGAUCUCUGGUGUUGGUGGGUUUCUUAGUUAGCCACGGUGAUGGAAUGUAGAGCCUCAUCUUGGAUAACAUCUAUUUUGUAUUUUUCUUUGUAUAUGAUGAAAAGUAUGCGUAGAAAGAUAUGCAAAAUAAAAUCUUAUUUAUUGUACU